Molecule: messenger RNA, 1770 nt
Organism: Rhododendron vialii
Lineage: Eukaryota; Viridiplantae; Streptophyta; Magnoliopsida; Ericales; Ericaceae
Product: GDSL esterase/lipase At5g45960-like
Exons: 5
Coding region: 266-1369 (367 amino acids)
Molecular function (GO): hydrolase activity, acting on ester bonds
Source: RefSeq, a predicted model, not a curated record
ACACCUCUAGUACAAAGUGGCUUGGUUGGAAGUUCGGUGUAGAAUUUGUUCUCAUGUGGAUAUAACUAUGGGGGGGAUCAAUGGCACAUCAAAUGAAUCUUCUACGUCUGUGCGAGCUUCAUAAACGAAAAUGAACCCAACGAGGGAACGUACUUAUAAAUAAAGAAUCAAUGCUUCAGUUUCGCAUACCACAACCAGGGUUCGAGAAGUAGGGAGUAGAACUUGUUCAGUUUUUUCAUCUCUACUCUAUUCACUUGACGUGAAUAUGAGUUCCAAAAUCAAAUCUGUGCUUUUUAUUAUUGGUUUGUUGUUUAUUUUUCCCAAUUUGAUAUCUCGAAAUCAAGCUCGAGAGGUUUCCAACCACUCGAUCGCAGCCUUUUAUGUGUUUGGAGACUCUUAUGUGGACCCUGGAAACAACAACUACAUUGGUUCUAUUGCCAGGAGCAACUUUGCACCUUAUGGAAUUGAUUUUGUGAACCAGAAAGCCACUGGCAGGUUCAGUGAUGGGAAGGUCAUUGCUGAUUUUCUUGCUUCCUACUUGGGUUUUGAGAAUUAUGUGCCAUAUUUGGACCCAGAUUUUACCAUCCAAGCCAAGCCAGCAGUUGGUUUUGCCUCCGCUGGCACUGGAUUUGACAAACGGACUGCAGCAGCACUUAAUGUAAUACCAAUGUCAACGCAAUUGGAAUACUUCAAAGAAUACAAAGCAAAACUUGCAAGCACCAUUGGACAAGAGGAAGCGGAUAAUCAGACCACGAAUGCCGUUUUCAUUGUGAAUUGCGCAGUGAACGAUUUCGCCAUCACUUACUAUGGACCUGGAAAUGUCGUAGGCCUUCCGGAUGGGACAACUAUUGAGCAAUAUGAAGAGUUUGUGUUACAACAAUUGCAAGAAUUCGUACAGGGUUUAGUUGACCUUGGGGCUCGAAGAAUUGCAGUCUCUGGUGUACCGUUGUUUGGAUGCUGGCCGAAUGUCAUUACACUCUACUCAUCAGACCCCGCGACUGCACUAGUAACACGUACUUGUAAUGAAACUCUAAAUUCUGUUGGAAGUGAUUAUAAUGCAAAGGUUCAAGAGGCUUUGAAGACCAUGCAAAGCAGCUUAGCUAAUCAGGGCCUCAAACUCGCCUACUUCGAUACAUAUACGCCAAUGCUUAACAUUUUGCAAAAUCCGGCCAACUAUGGUUUUGAUGUGAUCAACAAGGGGUGUUGUGGGACUGGUCUGCUGGAGCAGUCAGUUCUGUGCAACCCACUUUCAGCAGUUUGUUCUGAUAGGUCAAAGUACGAAUUCUUUGACUCGGUGCAUCUAACUGAAGCUGCAAGUUCAGUUAUAGCUGGUGCCAAUAUUGAUGCCAUCAAUUCUAUAACUAAUUAAAGCAGCAGCAAGUUCAGUUUCCGCUGCCAUCAAUAAAGGACCAGCAACUUGGUGGUGUCCAAAAUCAACUUGGGCUAGUUCAGUUGUCCAGAACUCUUGCAUCUCACCAGGAGGUCGGGAGUUUGAAUUUCUCUACCUGCGUGUGAGUAUUUUUUCCUUAGAGAGCUUUUUCCUAUAAUGGGCUUAUUUUUUAUAUUAUUGAGUUGUUAUGCUUUGUUGUCUCGUAGACUCACACAGUUGUUGUAGCGUCUCGAAUUUGUACUAUUAAUUCAUAUAUGAUGUAAAAUUAUCUUCUAUCGAUUGACAAAACAAAAAAAUUGAUGGUGUCCAAGGACUUUGUGUGUCGUAAGGCUUAUUUGGCCAAUUUGUAUACCAGAAUCUGUACCUUUCAUGUGCUUUUU